GAAAAAGUAAAACAGACAAAGUACACACACACACAAAUAUAUAUCAUAUUAUCAUCAAGUUUUCUCUUUUUUCUUCAAGUUCAACCCCUUUUAAUCUUCUCAGAUCCAUAUUCUUAUUUUUAUCAUUAAUUUUUACAAAUCUCCUGGUAGGUUUGAAUCCAUGGUUCUUGUCUGAAAAUCUACUUGUGUUCUGCUUAGGUUGUUUAUUGAACAAGUCUAACCUUUGUCAAACUAAAAGAAGAGCUGCACUUUUCAUGUCUUUACUUGGUUUUAUUAUGUAAAUGAUCAGUUGCUGAAGAUGAGUUCCAAGUAAACAAACAAAGGUUUGUGUGGUCAGAAAUAUAAGGGGGGUGUAUCAAGAUUAUGGAAGAGGUGGGUACUCAAGUUGCUUCUUCUCAUUAUAUUCACCAAUCACUUUCCAAGCAUUUUCUUGACUCACAACACCACCCCAUGGCUGCGGCUAAGAAGCGUAGUAUGCCUUUCCAUCCCCUCGGUUUUCACCUACCACAGUCGCAACAGCAGCAGCCUAUGUUUGGUUCUGGAUUUCAACAAAGCAGGGGUCAGUGGGACCCUAAUGGUUGGGAUUGGGACAGUGCAAAAUUUCUUGCAAAGCCAGUGGAAUCGGAUGUUAUCCGCGGGGGACCUUCGACAAUGUCUGUGCAAUCUGUAAUGCAGAGAGGUCACGGUGAUGAGAUAAUUGCAGCGAAUUCUGUGGAUUUGAGGGGAAAUCAUGUAGUGGAAGAUGAUGAGAAUCUACUUUUAAAGCUCGGGGGAAGCCGUGUUAAUUCUGCGGAGGAGAAUGUUUUGAGGCCUAACAAGAAAGUCAGAUCUGGAUCUCCUGCUGGUGGGAACUAUCCUAAAUGUCAAGUUGAUGACUGUAAGGAGGAUCUUUCAACUGCUAAAGACUAUCACAGGCGGCAUAAGGUGUGUGAAGUCCACAGUAAAGCUACCAAGGCUAUUGUGGGAAAGCAGAUGCAGCGGUUUUGUCAGCAGUGUAGCAGGUUUCACCCUCUUUCAGAGUUUGACGAGGGAAAGCGAAGUUGUAGGCGGAGGCUAGCAGGGCAUAAUCGGCGAAGGAGGAAAACUCAACCAGAUGAUGUUACCUCCAAGUUGUUACCUCCCACUAACCGUGAGAAUGUUAGUAACGGAGAUGUGGAUCUUGUCAAUAUUUUAGCAAUUCUAGCUCGUGCACAAGGGAAUACUGAAGAUGGCAGCAUUAAUGGCUCAUCGAUUCCCAAUAAAGAUCAGCUUAUUCAAAUCCUUCAAAAGAUUAACGCGUUACCUUUGCCAGCGGAUUUUUCUGCAAAGUUUCCUCCUUCAGGAGUCACUAGUAACAUUGCUCCGUUUCAGUCAGAGAGCGAAAAUAAACUGAAUGGAAAUAAUUCUCACUCGUCAACUCUGGACUUGCUCGCUGUUCUUUCAGGAAAUCAAGCAGGAUCCUCUCCUGAUGCCACUGCAGUUCCUUCCCGAAGAAGCAGUCAUGGGAGCGACAGUGAAAAGACUAGGUCUCCAUGUACCAAUAUGCAAACCAGACACCAGAAUGAGUUUGCUUCAGUUGGAGAAAGAAGUAGUACUAGUUAUCAGUCUCCUACAGAAUGUUCAGAUGGCCAAGUGCAGGAAAUUCGUACUAAUUUACCGUUGCAGCUUUUCAGUUCCUCUCCUGAAAGUGACAGCGCACCGAAAUUGGCAUCAAGCACGAAAUACUUCUCAUCAGGUAGCAGUAACCCUAUGGAAGAAAGGUCACCUUCAUCUUCUCCGCCUUUUGUGCAAAAGUUGUUUCCCACAGUUUUCUCAAGAGAAGCAGUAAAUCCCAAGAGAUUGUUAAAUAGACUUGAGUUUAAUGGGAGUUCUAAAGCUGGUAAGGAUAAAGGCUGCUCCACGUCUCUUGAUCUUUUUGGAGGGAUGAAUAAAUGUGUUGACGAUAGUUCUGUUCAAAGUUUUCCAUACCAGGCAGGGUACACAUCCUCUUCUGGAUCGGAUCAUUCACCUUCAAGUUUAAAUUCGGAUGCUCAGAAUCGUUCUGGACGGAUAUAUUUCAAGUUAAUCGAUAGGGAUCCUAGUCAGUUACCUGGAAAACUGAGAACACAGAUCUUUAAUUGGCUUGGUCAAAGUCCAUCAGAAAUGGAAAGUUACAUAAGACCUGGUUGUGUAGUACUAUCAAUCUAUAUUUCUAUGCCGUCUUCUGCCUGGGAGCAGCUUGAAGACAAUCUACUUCAAAACAUCACUUCUUUGGUUAAAGAUUCGGAAGAUCCAUUUUGGAGAAAGGGAAGAUUCUUAAUUAAUGCUGGAAGACAGUUGGCAUCGUAUCAAGAUGGAAAGGCUCACCUCCGUAAAGCUACGAGGGCAUGGAGUUUUCCUGAAGUAGUCUCUGUGUCCCCUUUGGCAGUUGUUGGUGGGCAGGAGACCACUAUAUUACUGAAGGGGAGAAAUUUGAGUGAUCAAUACACCAAAGUUUUCUGCACGCACGCUGUUGGAUACAAGCUUGAGGAAACUUCUGGAUCAGCUUCCGAUGAUACUACAUAUGAUAGUAUAACUUUACACAAUUUUACGGUUGCUGAUGAAGCACCUGGUGUACUUGGGAGGUGCUUCAUUGAGGUUGAAAAUGGUUUUAGGGGCACCAGCUUCCCUAUAAUUAUUGCCAAUGCUACCAUCUGUAAAGAGUUAAACCUUCUGGAGUCUGCAUUUGAUAAAGUUGCAGCACCACGUGAUGCUAUCUCAGAGGAAUCGUUCCUUGAUUCUGGACGACCCAUAUCAAGGGAAGAUGUUCUACAUUUCUUGAAUGAGCUUGGAUGGGUACUCCAAAGAAAAAGAUACAUGUCCAUGUUUGAGGUCCCCGAAUAUAAGCUCCACCGUUUCAAAUUUCUGUUUAUCUUCUCAGUUGAACAUGACUUUUGUGCUUUGGUUAAAACCCUCCUAGACGUUCUUCUUGAAAUAUGUUUGGGUAGGGAUGAAUUGUCGAGAGAGUCGCUACAGAUGCUGUUAGAGAUCCACCUUUUAAAUAGGGCAGUUAAAAUGAGGUCUAGAAAAAUGGUAGACUUGCUGAUUAAUUAUUUUGUACCUACUGAUUCCGGAAAGACAUACAUCUUCCUACCAAAUCUUGCUGGGCCUGGCGGUAUUACACCUCUACAUUUGGCUGCAUGCAUGUCAGAUGCAAAUUCUAUGGUUGACACUUUGACAACCGACCCGCUGGAGAUUGGUUUGCAUGGAUGGGAUUCCCUUCUUGAUGCAAAUGGCCUCUCUCCUUGUGCUUAUGCUCAGAUGAGAAACAAUCACUCUUACAAUGCGUUAGUAGCUCGAAAGCUUGUUGACAGAAAAAAUGGUCAAGUCUCUGUUCCGGUAGGUGAUGAGAUACAAGAACAAUCACUAAUUGCGGGUCAGAUCCACCAAGCUAGCUUUCAAAUCAGACAAGGGCAAAAAUCUUGUUCAAAGUGCGCCGUCGGGGCUGCUAGGUACAAUAGGAAGACUUCAGCCUCACAAGGCUUGCUUCACCGGCCCUAUAUACAUUCAAUGCUUGCCAUUGCUGCUGUUUGUGUUUGUGUAUGCCUAUUCUUAAGAGGAGCUCCAGAUAUAGGUCUAGUUGCCCCAUUCAAGUGGGAAAAUCUAGGAUAUGGGGCAGUGUAGUCCGUUACAACUAUACAUACACCGUUUCUCGGACCAAGGCCAAUAAUUGUUGUGGAAAUUGAUAAACUGAAAAAAAGUUACAAUUAAAGAAGAGAAAGGAUAAAGCUGAUCAUAAUAUUGUGGCCUGAGGAGGAAUAUGCUAUGCUUCAAAGUAGUAUUAGGCUCAUGCUAAUAAUUUUCAAGCUUUGGUUGGAGAAAACAGAGUUGAGAGUAAUUUUGUGGCAAGGACUGAAUUGAUAUCAUUAUUCUCAAGUAGUGCUGUUCUUUAAGUCUCGAGUGUUGCAUGACAUUGUAAGAUCAUAUGAUAUGGACUGGAGAGGCUGCAUUUGAAGCAAGGAGCAAUAAAGGCUCAACUGGUGUCAGUAGCAGUGUAAGAUAUAGUUUACUGUUCUGUAAAGCCAUUUAGUUUUUCACCUUAAUUUUGUUGUGGUUUUUUUUUCUUUGACUUGUUUAUGUUUUUGAAAAAUCAUGCUGACUAUUAUAUUACUGUAAACUGUAAAGAAUCUACAGGAUCUUAUGAACCUAUAAUAUACUUAGAUAUAAAUAAGCAGCCAACUACUUUUUCCCA
Daucus carota subsp. sativus is the source of this 4189-nucleotide messenger RNA. Its product is annotated as squamosa promoter-binding-like protein 14. The record is from RefSeq and is a predicted model, not a curated record. Bases 364 to 3621 code for a protein of 1085 amino acids. Gene Ontology annotation, molecular function: DNA binding. The transcript is spliced from 11 exons. Gene Ontology annotation, cellular component: nucleus. NCBI's taxonomy places the organism in Eukaryota, Viridiplantae, Streptophyta, Magnoliopsida, Apiales, Apiaceae.